AUGAAAGCGAUGGGCGAUGGUAGUAUGGAGAUUAGUGGGAUUAAAGGCAAAGAUGAAGAAAAAAAAGCCGCCAUGAAGAAUUUUCCGUCAAGUAUUUUGCGCGUCCCAAAUCAAGGAACAAGCUGUGUCAAUGAACGAAGGGCUCAGAAACAAGUCACUUCGAGCGAAAUUCUAAAGGUUGUGGUCUAUCACGAAGAGGUUGACGUCGAUUUUAUUCAUCACGUAAAGAUUGAGAAUCCUUCAGCUUCACUUAAAGAACUGUUUUCCUCGCCGUUAGUGAGCAAGAAGACGCUGAAGCGUAGCCUGGCAAAAGGCAUAAAUUUGAGAAAGCUAUCGACGAUGUCAUCAAUGCUGCUGAAGCAAUUGAUGAAAGAAACGGAAGGAAACCUCGCGUAUGGGCUUGUCGAGGAAUACGUUGAUAUGUUCCCAGACAAGGUGCCGGACAAAUUGCCAUCUGACAGAGGUAUCUAA
Molecule: messenger RNA, 471 nt
Organism: Plasmopara halstedii
Lineage: Eukaryota; Oomycota; Peronosporomycetes; Peronosporales; Peronosporaceae
Exons: 1
Coding region: 1-471 (156 amino acids)
Source: RefSeq, a predicted model, not a curated record